Molecule: messenger RNA, 1660 nt
Organism: Stegostoma tigrinum
Lineage: Eukaryota; Metazoa; Chordata; Chondrichthyes; Orectolobiformes; Stegostomatidae
Product: utrophin-like
Exons: 8
Coding region: 726-1433 (235 amino acids)
Biological process (GO): synaptic signaling
Cellular component (GO): plasma membrane
Molecular function (GO): zinc ion binding
Source: RefSeq, a predicted model, not a curated record
GUGCAGCAGUUGAAUAAGAGCUUGAGGGCCUCGUAUUAAACUAGGCAGUGCAGUGAUCUGUAGUAUGAGGUAGAGAAGCACAGUGGAACUGAUGGGCACAGAUCUCUGAACUCUCAGCCUGUAGCAAAGAUGGUAAUAAAUCUGAGGGACUUUUACAUGAACACAUUAAUUUACAGAUCAUUGGGAGUGGUCUGGUAUUUUGCUGUGGUCUUCCUUGCCCUGGGGACUGAAGUCCCAUUUGAUGUCACUGUUUGGUUAUAUGUUUACAAUAGACUCCCUUCGAGGAUUGGUUUUCUUACCUUUGCGCAGAAAGUCCUUUUUAAAAAUUUCUUAUGUGACGAUCGGUCAGUUAUUUUUGACUUCCAAAUUGCCAGCGGUUUAGACCAACUGUUUGAUUCAGACGGACCCCAAAAUUGGGUACGUUAAAGGAAAAACAGCUGGGCUGUUGGAAGAAGCGAGAACUAGCAAAGUCUUUGACUGAACUUUAGGGUGAGAACUGCCUGGGACGAAGAAAGCACAAUGGAAGAUGGCUGAAAGCCGCAAAAGACUACUGAGCACCCUGGAUCUGGGUAUCUUUGGACGAGUUCUUUUGAAUUGAUGGAUGUGUGAAACUGCUAAUAUGUAAACCACAAUCUGAUGGAUUUAGUGUGUAAGAGAAACAUGAGGACAGGUUAAAACAGGAGGUAAUCUUCUUGAAGAUGUAAAACUGCAGCACAACAGCAGUAAUGGGACAACCUAUUGCAGAAAGAUGUCGGCUGUGUCAAGACCUCUUCAAACAAGGAGCUGAACCCACAGAAUUAUGUGACCAACAAAGCCUGAGCCUUUUGCUUCACAAUGCAGUCCAGAUCCCUCGGCAGCUGGGUGAGGUACCUUCAUUUGGAGGCAGCAACAUUGAACCAAGUGUCCGCAGUUGCUUCCAACAUGGCCAGAACAAACCAGAGAUUGAUGUUAAACACUUUGUAGAGUGGAUGAGAUUGGAGCCUCAGUCCAUGGUGUGGCUGCCUGUUCGACACCGUGUGGCAGCUGCUGAAACUGCAAAACAUCAGGCUAAGUGUAACAUCUGCAAAGAGUACCCACUCGUAGGUUUCAGGUGCCGCAGCCGAAAACACUUAAAUUAUGACAUCUGCCGAAGCUGUUUCUUUUCGGGACGCACAUCCAAGGGGCACAAGUUACAUUACCCAAUGGUGGAGUACUGCACUUCAACAACAUCAGGUGAAGAUGUGCGUGAUUUCACCAAGGUGCUGAAAAAUAAGUUCAGAUCAAAGAAAUACUUGGCCAAGCAUCCUCGUUUGGGUUAUUUCCCAGUACAAACAGUCCUAGAAGGACACAAUCAUCGCCUUGGAAGCUUCAUCACGAUACUACUUUGCAUUUCUGAAGAGGGAAGAAGAAAUCAACAUGCAAAUUCAAUUCCAUGGUUUUGGAAGUCCCUUUGAGAACACGAUUCAUUUGCGCCGGCAUAAUGCUCUGACCAAGAAAGAAUUGAAGUUUCCACUUGGAAGAAAGAUUCACAUCAAAUUGACUGGUCAAGGAAAUGGGACACUGACUUAAUUGCAUGACAGUUGAAUGGUUCGUUGAGAGUGAGGAACCUAUGGACUCUCACACACCAAGAUGGAAUUUAGUUCGAAGAGUGACUUCAAAAUAGUUGCUUGCUUUUAAAAUC